AAGUGAGUAAGCACCUCAGAGUGGUGGUAAGAAAUUUAACUUCCUUCAGUUCCUUCAGUUAGGUUCGUCGUUUCUUGACCGUAAAGUGUAAGAGGAUUAGUGAGUGGACGUUUCGCAUGAGGUUUGUGUUAUGCAAUAAGUGGAAGUGUAGCAGUCCCAACCAUGUGAACGAGAAUAAAUGUGUGUGUCAGUUUGCGAGGAAACACUUAAAAAAAUAGAAAUGGUGUAACCCAAAAAUCUUACUUCUACAAGGAGAAUAAGAAAUUUAGAAAAUCUCCCAUCAUGGAACGAAUAUUUAAAAUCAAAACUAAAUCCAAUAUAGACCCUAGAGACCAAUAUCCAUCAGAAAGAAGGUAUUCCGCCUCCAUAGUGAUAGGACUCAGUGUAGUGUUUCUCCAGUUAUUUUUAUAUUCUGUACUUAUGGGAACUCUUAUUGUGCAUAAACUGACCAUGCAAGAGAAAGAAUCAGAAAUGAUUGGGGAAACAACUGGAAACACCGAUACUCCCAUGACCAACAAUGGUCAGGAAUCAAACUUGGACAACAGUACUGAGGAAAUGGUACUAACUACCGAAAACCCCGUUCAACGACUUUUCGAAAAAGUGGAAAAAGAUAUAAAUGUACAUAAUGGUCAUUAUUACAUAAAUAUUCCGGCACUGGUUUGCUCCGGGUGUUUCGUCAUGGCGCUUGGCUUUAUUUGCAGCUUUGUAACGGGUAUUUUAGCUUGGAAGCGAUGGUACAUCGACCAUAACAUAACCUUCUUCUUCCUAGCUUCAAGUUUUUCCACUUUAACUUCCGCGAUAUGUCUGCUACUGUCAGGGUUGAUAACUGUGAAUAUGAAUUUCAACUUCAACGAAUACGAAAGCAAUCCGACUUCACCAGUUACUUUUAGUUUAGCCAUGAAUAUCAUUAUUCUUUCUUCUAUAGGACUAAUAUGGUCAUUUCUGUCGACAAAAGUGUCCUAUAGGGGGAUGAAAAAUGGUUAUCCCGAUGAUGUGGCUGUGUCUAAAGGCGGACGAACGGUUCAAGUUAGCACUGUGACGAAGGGCAGUAAAAACUGUACUACGUUUCCUCCUGAUAUCAUAAAUCAUUUUCCUGCAGGAGAGAAAUUGGCAAAGUACGUUCCUAAGAAGGAUAACAGCAAUUUACCAAAGGCUGAAAGUAAUUUUGAAUAUCAGCAGAGAGUUGAUAAAUUUUUGUCAGGUACUCCAGAAAGUCCUGAACAGGUUAAAGUUUAGUUGUAGUGUUUAGUAAUUUGAGAAAAUGGUUCACAUUUAUUUGUAACUAUUUAUAGCUAUAUGAAGGUAUUACUCUACUGAGACAAAGAAGAAAAAUGUGUCCAGAAUAUGACACUUUAAUGUGCCAUAUUCAGAAAAACAAUUGUUUUUUGUUAAAUUUGUUUCCAAAUUUAGAAGUGCUUAGAUACUUAAUAAUUAGUUAAACUAAACUGAGGAUUUGAUUGUUUAACCUCUGUUGUAAAAAAUGCAAAUUGUCACUAUCCAUGAAAAUUGUUCAUUAAAAUUCUUCUGGUGUACAACAAACAACAAUGCUGCGAAUUAUAUAUUUUUUUUCUGUUUCUAUUACAAUUUUGAGACCUUCCCAUAAAUAUAUUCGCUCAGCUCUUGAUGCUGAAGAACUGUCAUAUUUCGAAGGGACUAAGAUAUGAACAGGUCUAGUUUAAUAUUUACUAAUUCGGUAUAUUAAUAUAAUAGUAUAAUUGAUGUAAAAGAACAAGGAUUAUCCAUAAAUGUAACCAAAAUUAGAAAUUAGAAUAUAAUAGUGGAUAUAACGACUGAAUAUUUUAGCAAUAUAUUUAAUCGAAUGAUUGAAUAAAAUGUUCAAGUUCAACCUUGGACAAAUUUAUAUAUCUAUGUAUAUUUUAAUUAUAAAUAGAUACAUUGGACUCUAAGUAGCAUAUAUGUAGAUUGACAUUGUUUUGUUUUUUUUUUGUAAAAAAAUUGUAUUAAAAUAUUUUUCGCAUGUUGUAUUUUUUUUUAUAUUAGCUACUGUAGUGUAUAUCAUUUAUGUAUAAUAACUGAA
Messenger RNA from Anoplophora glabripennis (Asian longhorned beetle), 2038 nucleotides. RefSeq lists its product as uncharacterized. Bases 283 to 1236 code for a protein of 317 amino acids. NCBI's taxonomy places the organism in Eukaryota, Metazoa, Arthropoda, Insecta, Coleoptera, Cerambycidae. The record is from RefSeq and is a predicted model, not a curated record. The transcript has 2 exons.